This is a messenger RNA of Achroia grisella, 1353 nucleotides long. RefSeq names its product putative fatty acyl-CoA reductase CG5065. Bases 1 to 1353 code for a protein of 450 amino acids. Gene Ontology annotation, biological process: long-chain fatty-acyl-CoA metabolic process. Gene Ontology annotation, cellular component: peroxisome. Gene Ontology annotation, molecular function: alcohol-forming very long-chain fatty acyl-CoA reductase (NADP+) activity. The transcript is spliced from 10 exons. The record is from RefSeq and is a predicted model, not a curated record. Lineage: Eukaryota; Metazoa; Arthropoda; Insecta; Lepidoptera; Pyralidae.
AUGACGACUUUCAACGAUAUUUCGUCUACAUUGAAACCGGUCGCGGACUAUUAUUCUGGAAAGUCAUUGUUCAUAACCGGCGGUACAGGAUUUCUUGGCAAGGUUUUAAUAGAGAAAUUAUUGUAUAGCUGUGAAGAAAUUGACAAGAUUUACGUGUUGGUACGAAAUAAAAACGAUCAAGAUGCCAAUAAAAGAAUUGAUGAGAUGUUAUCCAAUACACUUUUUACUAGAUUAAAGGAAAAUAAAGCGGAUUGUUUAAAGAAAUUGGUACCAAUUAUAGGAGAUAUUGCUGAGCCGAACUUAGGAAUGACGCCUAGUGACGAGGAACUCUUAAUUGAGAAGGUUUCUGUUGUAUUCCAUUCGGCUGCUACAGUUAAAUUUAAUGAACCCUUAUCAGAAGCUAUAAAAGUAAAUGUAGAAGGCACAAGGAAAGUACUAGAUCUAUGUCACAGAAUGAAGAAUAUAGAUAUGCUCGUCCACAUUUCAACAUUGUACGCCAACUGCGACAGAAAGGUUAUUGAAGAAGUUAUAUAUCCACCUCCUACAGAUCUUAAUGAAUUGUAUACUUACAUGAAAUCAGAUGCCUACGACGAGAAGUCUGUGUCACAUAUUUUAGCCAACAGACCUAAUACUUACACAUUCACGAAAGCACUGGCCGAGAAUCUGAUAGAGAAGGAACAUGGAGAAAUACCUACUAUCAUAAUCCGACCUUCGAUUGUGGGAUCAGUGAAAAAUGAACCUACACCGGGAUGGUUAGACAACUGGUACGGAGCCACAAGUUUUUUCACGUUCGUCUCAAUGGGCAUCAUUCGCAUCAUACCAGGCAGAGGCGACGGCGUUAUAGACUUGAUUCCAGUUGAUUAUGUAUGUAAUCUCGCCAUUGUAGCGGCUGCGAAAUCUGUAAGAUCAAAUUUAUUACACGUGUACAACUCAUGUACCAGUGAAUGUAAUCCUAUAAAUAUGAAGAAGUUAACUGAUUUGAUCUUAUCUAAUAAUAACUUCUUAAACACCAGUAUACAUUUUACUACUUCAAGAAAGAUUAUGAAGGUAUUAAGUUUUGUACUUGAAUACAUACCAGCUUAUUUUAAGGAUAUUUAUUUAUGGAUGGCAGGUCAGAAACAGAGAGUAGUGAAACUACAUUCCCGUGUGAACCAUCAGCGGGAGAAGUUAGAAUAUUUCGGUUUCAACAAUUGGCAGGCGAAAUAUAAUAAUUCCAAAUCACUCGUCGAUUCGUUAUCGGAAACAGAUAUACAGACGUUCCGAUGUGAUUCUACAGAUAUAAAAUGGAACGAGUAUAUACCAAUAUAUCUUAUGGGAGCGCGUAAAUAUGUAAUGGAAAAAUUAAAUGAAUGA